AAUUUAUAAUUUUUAAAUCAUAUGUUAAAAAACCUUAAUUAAUCUACACAAACAUGAAUCUUAAAACAAGUCAAACUCACAAGGCCUACGCAAUCAAAGCAGCAGUUUAAACAAAACUAAUUUCAGCAAUUCCUUGUGCACUUGUGGGACCCGUCUCACGAGUGCACGGCGUCUGUUGCGCCCCGAAUUUGGGUUCUGGGGCGUGACAGAUUUAGUGGUAUCAGAGCUUAGGUUGAAAUUAAGAGCUUAGGUUUAAAUUAAGAGUUUAAGAUUAAAUUAAGCACCUCCAAAUUGAGUGGCAUUAGAGCAGAUUGAGUGAUAUCGAGCCUAGGUUUAAUUAAAUACCUAAGAUUUGUUUUGGACUUGGCUAGCUAAUGGAUUUUAGAACCGUGGUGAGACGAGUGAUGGGGUAAAUAAGGAACGAUUCUGAUUCGUGUUGUCUGAAUAUUCUAAUCCAUUCUGAUGAGAUGGAUAUCUGAUUGUUCUUGUUUCUUGCCUUCAUACUCUGUGUGAAGUUGUGAAAGUAAUCUUGCCCGUUAUGUUCUUAAGACCUUGUUUUGAAACUUGGUCAUUUUCUUAUAGUCCGCACUUGUUUAGGCUUGUUACGUGAAUAGAAUUUUUGUGUGCUCUUUUGCCACAAUUGUGAAAUCUGGGGAGUUGCAGAGACUUUUGUUAUUGAUCCUGUUAGUCUCUACAGCAUAGCUGGUGGAGAAUUUGUUCUGUUUGUCACAUGACCAGUGGAGGAAUGGGCAACCCUCUACUUUGCAAGAGAUUCAAGGCUAUUUUAGCAAAUGUUCCUCGCCUCCAUGAGCUACGAGACAUGAAUCUUCUAAGCAUCUUGAUCCCAGUCAUUGCUUUGUUCUGUUAAUUAAUUCGUGUUACUUGGGGUGUUAAAUCUUGACAUCUUGGUUAUAUCUGCUUUUGAAUCCAUGUUCUGAUUGUCAUGAUUGAAAUCUCUUUUGUGGGCCUAAUUUUUUGGAAUUCUAUUGCUUGUUUCAUGGUUAACUUUUGUCUCUCAAUUUUGAUUGCUUGGUUAAAUUUGAUCUUGACUCUAGGUGAAUGCCAUUUUGUUGCUGAAUUCUUUGAGGCAUUCUACCUUGCACUCUUGUGUUCCAGUAUUCUUCCAAGCAUUCAUAUUUUCCAUUGAUUUUAUUCUAUUGCAAUUCUUGACAUUCUUACAUGUCUUUGGAUGGUCCUAGCUUUUAACUCUUGUUAAUUGCUAAAAUCUGUUUCUUGAUUCCAAUUGCUUUGUUAAAUAUGACCUUGCCUAUUGGUUAAUCUUGUUUUGUGGCAAAAUGUAUAAGGCAUCCAUGCACUCGUUCAUUCAUACAUGAUCCAUAUAUCCAUUGGAUGCUUAUCCAUCUUUGAUAGAAUUGAAAUUUUGUUGUAAUUGUCUUUAAAUCCAUGCCAUUCUUUGCUAACUCGUCUUGUGUUGGGUUCAAAGCGUAACCCCACAAUUGUUCUUUUGUGGCUUUGGCAGGAUUUAUUUUAUUCCUUGUGCUUCCCGUAUCACCCCAGCCUCUAGUAGCUCAUUUCAUGGUAAAUCCUAUUAAGUAGUUAAUGUUCUGCUUUUAGGAUUAGUUGUGAUUUGAUGUCAGAGUGGCGCAGCGGAAGCGUAGUAGGUUAUGUUCUGUUCAUAGAAAGAGUUAGUGGAGCAUUUGUUUUGCCUUGGAUUGGGUGAAGCCAUUCACCAGUCUAGAUGGUCCUCAAUUUGAGUUUUGGGGACAAAACUCCUUUUUAGGAGGGGUGGAUGUAAUACCCCAAAAUUUUGUGCUAUUUUAGCAUUUAAGUAGGGGUUUUUGUGUGAGAAAAUAUUGUUUUGGGCUUGAUAGCCAAAAGUUUGAAAGUU
Messenger RNA from Rubroshorea leprosula, 1849 nucleotides. Lineage: Eukaryota; Viridiplantae; Streptophyta; Magnoliopsida; Malvales; Dipterocarpaceae. The record is from the annotation of a GenBank genome assembly.